Corylus avellana is the source of this 2358-nucleotide messenger RNA. Its product is annotated as transcription factor bHLH62. The record is from RefSeq and is a predicted model, not a curated record. Gene Ontology annotation, cellular component: nucleus. Gene Ontology annotation, biological process: regulation of DNA-templated transcription. Gene Ontology annotation, molecular function: DNA-binding transcription factor activity; protein dimerization activity. Lineage: Eukaryota; Viridiplantae; Streptophyta; Magnoliopsida; Fagales; Betulaceae.
UUCUCUCUCUCUCUCUCUCUCUCUCUCUGCUUUUCUGCUUGGACACCCUUCUUUUUCUUUAACCCUUUUUUUUUUUUUUUUCCUCUCUUGCUCAUUUGAGUGACAUACAAGAGCUGCAUAAUCAAAAUUACAUGUCCUUUCGCACAAGUCUACUUUUUUCAACCUUUGCUUGCUUGGAUGUUGUAGUACAAAACACUUGGUUAAAGAGUUCCCCACAAGAACAUUUCUUGGGGUUUCUUUUCUGAGCUGGUUCUGCAACUUCUCUCAGAUUCAUUUUUUCCAUUUUCUUUCUCUAACCCACCUAGAUAUAGUAUGGAGAAGGAGAACUUGACACCACCCAGUUGGGCUACUGGCAAUUUUGGCAUGGGAAUCCAGCCCAACGAGCUGAAUUGUGCUCCUGACAACCUUCACAACUACUAUUUCAAUCCCAAUUGGGAUAAUUCAAUGGAUCAGAGCGAUCCCUUUGAGUCUGCCUUGAGCUCCAUUGUGUCUUCCCCUGCAGCUUCCAAUGCCGCUGCCAUUCCCGGUGGCGGUGGCGGCGAUGGCCUAAUGAUCAGGGAACUGAUUGGAAGACUAGGAAGCAUAUGCAACUCCGGCGAGAUUUCGCCGCAGGCUUACAUUGCUGGCAACAACAACAACAACAACAAUAGUACUAACACGUCUUGUUACAGUACCCCUUUGAAUUCCCCUCCCAAGCUCAAUCUCUCAAUGAUGGACUCACAGAUCCGAGGGAAUCUGCCGUUCAACGGCAGCCAUUUACCAUCUCAUUCAAGCCUGGCACCCUUUUCAGCAGACCCUGGAUUCGCUGAAAGGGCUGCAAAAUUUUCAUGCUUUGGGAAUACAAGUUGUAUCGGGUUGAAUGAAACUGAAUUGCGUUACAGAUUGAUGGCUGGAAUGGAAUCCGGCAAGAUGUCGAACGCUUCGAGCAACCAGUCAUUUAAGGCUGCUGGAUCUCAGAUACCCGUUCAUGAAAACAACAAGAGCUCGCCGCAGGAAGGAAAUUUGGCCGCCGAUAGGAAAUUCAGUAGGUUAUCAAGGCCUUCGACGCCUGAAAAUGGAGAAUUGGGCGAUUCCAGGGAAGGAUCUUCGGUGUCUGAACAGAUCCCGGUUGGGGAAGUAAGCACCAAAGUUGACAGCGAAGCCAAUGCGAGGAAAAGGAAAUCCAUUUCAAGAGGAAAGGCGAAAGAAUCAACCCCUUCCACUCCCUCAGCUAAAGAUGCCAAGGCUGCUUCGGAGAAUGACGAAUCGAGUGCGAAGAGAAGCAAACAAGAUGAAGAAGGUGGACAUGAAAAGGAUGGCGCAAAGGCAAAGACAAAGGCAGAGCCAAAAGCUGCAGGGGAGGGGAAUCAGAAACAAAAUAAGGAUAAUUCAAAGGCUCCGGAGCCACCAAAGGACUACAUUCAUGUCAGAGCCAGGAGGGGCCAAGCUACGGAUAGCCAUAGUCUUGCCGAAAGAGUUAGGAGAGAGAAAAUCAGUGAAAGGAUGAAGUUCCUUCAGGAUCUUGUUCCCGGUUGCAAUAAGGUCACCGGCAAGGCAAUUAUGCUGGAUGAGAUUAUAAAUUAUGUGCAGUCGUUGCAACGUCAGGUUGAGUUUCUUUCAAUGAAAUUGGCGACCGUGAAUCCGAGGAUGGAUUUCAACAACGAUGCUCAUUUGUCCAAGGAUAUAUUUCAAUCUCGUGGAGCUUUGCCACACAGCCUUUACCCAUUGGAUUCAGUGAUGGCGGCUUUCCCAUAUGGAUUCCAGCCCCAGCAAAUGCCGGCCUUGCAUAGCGCCGCCAUUGCCGGUGGGGCAGAGAACCAAUUCCAAGUAAACUCUUUGAACGCUGCUCUGCGGCGAAAUUCCACCGACGGAUUCGGUGAAGCCACCCCCCCACAGGUUCCAGGACUCUGGGAGGAUGAUCUCCAAAGUGUAGUUCAGAUGGGGUUUGGGCAGAAUCAGCAGCAGAGCUUCCAUGCAGGCUCCCAGAUGAAAGUUGAGCUGUAAUUAGCAAAUUGAUGGGAGAGCUUUGAAUUGAAUUCAGCAAGAGAAAGAAAGAGAGAGAUGCAUGCCUCUGUACAUAAAAGCUCCCAGCUUGAGUGCAUCCUUAUGAAGCUUGUUUUGUUUUUUAAUUAAUUUAGUCUCUGGGAAACCCAUUCUUUCAAGAAUUCCACAUUGUAAUUUGCUAGAACUAAUUGCAGCCCCCCAGUGGUGCAGAAAUUCAGUAGAAGACCACAUACAAGAGUUGUAGUAGAAGGUUGAAAAAUUAAUGAGGGAGGGAGGAGGUUUUUCAUGUCACCAUUGACAUUGAGAGAAAUACAACUGUCAUUGAUUCAUUUAGACCCUCAACAAUAACAGUGUUUGACUAUUUUCUGCUGUUUA